This is a messenger RNA of Amphibalanus amphitrite, 1219 nucleotides long. RefSeq lists its product as uncharacterized. Bases 92 to 694 code for a protein of 200 amino acids. NCBI's taxonomy places the organism in Eukaryota, Metazoa, Arthropoda, Thecostraca, Balanomorpha, Balanidae. The transcript has 4 exons. The record is from RefSeq and is a predicted model, not a curated record.
GGGAAGCAGUGGAUAGAGUCCGAGUGAAGAAGGUGUAUCAGGGAGCUGUGCCCGGUGUUAUCCUCGGGUCAGACUUUGAAAGCCGCCCAGAAUGCAGGUGCUGCUGCCGCUGCUGGUGGCGCUCGCGCUGUGUGCCGAGCUUAGGGCUCAGUUCUGGCCGGGCGCGGUGGUCGGGGCGGGUAUCGCGCUGGAGUCGGCAGGGAUCGGCUACAUCGCCGGCCGGGCGUCGCGGCGACACCACCACCACCACCACCACCGCGGCUACUACGGCCGUCGGCGCCGUGCCGCCGGCCUCAUCAGCCCGGUCCCCACUGCAGCUGAGCUCUCCGCCGGCGGCCCUUCAGUGGACGAGGACCCCGCGCUGACGGCGGCGCUGGAGGCCGCCGAACUGGACGCCUAUUUCCGCGUGAUCGCCGCUGAGGACCUGCUCGACUGCGGCCUGAGACUGGUCUGCGAACUGGGUGCGGAGGAGGAGCUGGGUCGGAUGGAUGAACGGCAGCGCAAUGUGAUCGCCUUGUUCAGGUCCGAGGUGGCUACACUGGGGAGCACCAUGAGUCCCGCCAGGCAGCGUUAUGUGAGCGCCUUCCACCGUGGGCAGAGCAGCGGGGAGGCAGAGCGCUGUGGGGAGAUGUUCCCGCUCUGUCCGGCCAGCGGCCAGGAGAUCAUGGCGGCCCUGAGGACCGUCAGUCGCUGAUGACAAACCGUCAGCCGAUGAGGGCGGACCGUCAGUUGCAGAGAACGGAUCGUCAGCUGCUGAUGACGGACCGUCAGUCGCUGAUGACGUGUCGUCAGUCGCUGAUGAUGUCUGAUGGGAGAGGGAGCUAAUAUGUGGUGAAGCGGGAGCUGAUGAUGGGCCCACGGUAGGGACAAGUUACUACUAGCGCCCGGAUGGGUCCUGCAGCUUGUGCUGCCAUCUGGUGGGGCGGCAGUUGAUGACGCCCGAUGGCCGUUGAGGUGCAUGGACGUCUGUGGAUGAUGGUGAUGGAUAGUGCCGUGAGAUGACGAGUCUGUCACAGACUGACGGCUCACUGUGAGCCAUACUGUCGGCUGAUUGUUACUGUCAUUACGUCUAAUAUGUUUCAUAAAGUCAUUAACCCGCGCCCGGCUGGGGGUCCUGGAUUUCCACGCCCUGCUGGGGGGGGGGGGGGUGUUUGAACACCCCCCCUUGUAACUCGGCUCCUGGGCCACGUAGCGAUACGCGGAAGGCGGCAUUCGAAAG